AUGGUUCAAAAAGGGGACUGUCCUCCCGAUGAUAAUCUUUUUAGAGGAUUUAUAUCAGCUUUGUACAACACCCUAGAUGCUCCUGUAACCUGGUUCAGAGAAAAAGUUGUUGAACCUAAUCAGAAAAAGUAUCCGUGGUACCAUCAGCAAUACCGCCGUGUUCCGACCAUCGAUCAAUGUUAUAGCGACGAUGUUGUUUGCGACUUCGAAGCCAAUUUGCAAUUCAAGCGUGAUAGAGCUGUGGAUUCCGAAAUCUUGAAUAUUCUCCGUAUGCGUUUUGAAGAUUGUAUGAUGUAUGAAAGCCCAGAUCAACUCACUUGCAAACCUCUGUGGGACAGAUACAAGGACGCUGAAGAAGCUUGGUUCAUUAAGUAUGGUGAUCUUGGUGCGUAUGCUGAUGCAAGGAAGGCAUACAUGAAACAAAAGCAUCGCAUGAUCUGGGAGAGACGUCACGGACCCUUGUCCGAUCAGACCAAGUGA
Messenger RNA from Danaus chrysippus (African queen), 480 nucleotides. NCBI's taxonomy places the organism in Eukaryota, Metazoa, Arthropoda, Insecta, Lepidoptera, Nymphalidae. The record is from the annotation of a GenBank genome assembly.